AUUGAUGACAAACCAAAGAUCAGUGUGACAUGUACUCGUCGCAGCACACAUUUGUUCUCCUCUGAUCUCAUCCUCACCUGGAAAAAGGCAUAGCAAGUCUUCAUCAUCGCUUGGAUUGCAGAUACCCAUUGAGACGUAUUCCUGUCCAUCUUCUUCCUGCUUGACUUUUUCUCAGAAGUAUUCCUCAGGAGAAAUCUUGUUGGCUCCUCUUCCAAGUGACAUGAUGGUCGUAUUAGGUGUCUGAGAUGUAAUGAUAGGAUCAGUUUCGUAGGUUGUCACGUAGAGUCUGCUCUUAUCUAGUGGCAUGUUUCUAGUAGUGGAUUGUAUAUUAACUUGGUGUACAACAUGAUGGAUUAUGCUGCAGCUACGGGUAAUUACUACCAGUGUAUGGACUUAUCGACUAGGGCGCUGUCGGUCCAGGUCCAACCAUCAUCGCCUCAGUAUCAUGCAUCUGACUCAUCUAACAAAAGAAAGAGGAAGCUGGGAAGAGAUUCUGAUGAUGAAGACAGCCAAGAAGGUGUGUUUGCCCGAGAUGCAGAUCAAUCUGAUAAGGAGAGGUUUGCCAGUCCCAAGUCACUGGAGGCUCGAGAGAGCCACUGCGAAAUUGAAAAACGUCGCCGACACCGGAUGAAUAAUUACAUGAAAGAACUUUGCAGCAUGGUAUCGGCUGAUGGGUCCCUUGGCCGAAAGCCUGACAAACUCACCAUUCUCACUCAAGCAGUGGCUCAUAUGCAGAGUCUCAGGGGUACUGGUAACACAGGGACUGACGGCACAUACAAACCAUCCUUCCUCACCGAUCAAGAGCUCAAGCACCUGAUUUUGGAGGCAGCUGAUGGUUUCCUGUUUGUCGUGCAAUGUGAUACCGGGCGGAUCAUCUAUGUGUCCGACUCUGUGGUACCCGUCCUCCAUCACUCACAGAACGAAUGGUUCAGUCGCACCAUGUACGAGAUGGUUCAUCAAGAUGACGUGGACAAGAUCAGAGAGCAGUUAUCGACCGCUGAGUCGUCAAAUACUGGCCGUAUUCUCGACCUGAAGACUGGUACCGUUAAGAAGGAAGGUCAUCAAUCUUCGAUGAGACUGUGCAUGGGAUCACGUCGGGGCUUCAUUUGUCGUAUGAAGAUGGGCAAUGCACACAUCGAUGCAUUGACUGCUAAUCAUACUGUACGGGCGCGCCAGAGAAACACGUUAGGAACGUCUCCUGACGGACAGCAAUACGCAGUCAUCCAUGUGACUGGUUAUAUUAAGAAUUGGCCUCCUUCGGGUAAGAAAUAUGCCGGUGUCCAAAUUGAACGUGAUUCAGAAGAUUCAGGUAGCCAUUGCUGUCUUGUUGCUAUCGGUCGCCUCCAGGUGACGAGCACCCCCAACACCAGUGACCUGGGCUCCUCCUCCCCGAAUGAAUUCAUCACCAGACAUAACCAGGAAGGGAAAUUCACGUUUGUUGAUCAGAGAGUGACAAAUCUCCUGGGGUAUCAACCACAAGAACUUCUCGGUCAUCUUAACACAGACUUUGUUCAUCCUGAUGACCUGUCAUUGAUGAAAGAAACAUUCCAAGAUGUCAUAGCUAAGAAAGGACAAGUAGUGACGAUUGUCUACCGUUUCCAGCCAAAGAUAAAGAAUCCUCAUGAUCCCUAUGUUUACCUUAGGACGAGUAGCUUUAGCUUCCAGAAUCCAUACACUGAUGACAUAGAGUAUAUAGUGUGCACCAAUUCAUUAAACAAAAGCAGUAGUCAACAAGGUGUGAUUGAGCAUGGGCCUGAAGCUCAUUCCUUGGGUGGUCAGUUCCCGACGGCCCGCACACUCGGCACUGAUGCUACUGCUGACCCGAGAUACGCCGAGAUGUAUCGAUCAGCCAUGAACAGGGGCCCGGUGGUCACACAGAGCCAGCAAGUAGCAUACAACUACCCAAGGGGAAAGUACCAGUCAGCUAAUGUCCCAGCGUCUACGGGCACCGUCUUAUCAAAUAUGAUGACAAACAGGAAUCCAAGUCCUGGGAACAAUCCUUACCCUCAGAGCUCUUACCCUCAACAACAGUCUAGCACAGAUUAUGAGUCGGGAUCUUCAUUCAGCCAAAUGAGUCCUUCAAACUCACCAGCUGGUCCCACUUAUACGCAGCUCGGCGGGCAGCGGGGUUCUGCCCCACAGGCCUCAUCCUACUCGCAUGCAGUCUCUACUGCCGGUGCACAGGGUAUUUGGCCGCAGUGGCAGGGUGGAGCGGAGGGCUCUCAGGGACAGCAGAGCCAGGUGCAGUCAGUCCAAGCACAGGCAGUCCAACAAGGUCAAGCUCAGCCGGGACAAUCACAGGAAGAAUUCUCAGACAUGUUACGCAUGCUGGAUCAACAGGGAACGGAAUUCUCCGAUCUCUCCAUGUUUAAUACAUUUCAAGAGUAGGUGCUGUCUGCUAUAGGAAAAUUUUAUACAUUUUCUAUUUGAAUACUCAUAUGGGGAAAGAUCUAUUCAUUUGUCAAAGUUUUACACAUGUAAACAUGUAUUAGAGAGUAUGGACACCUUCCAGACUGAUAGUUGCUGUCCUUGAUGUAGGAAGGAAGGAAUCCUGACUACACAGGUCAAAUUGUUAUAUCGCUACAUGAUAUAUAUUGGCCAUUAUAGUUCACCAUUCUAGGGGUGGUAUCAAGUAAGAGGAUGGACGAGUUUUUGAAAAAGUUGAACUGUUUUAAAACUGGAUUAUCUUAAUUCAGCGCUUUGCAAUGAACUUUUGAGAUAUUACGUACAUAUAAUGUUUGUACAAGAGACUUGUACAUGUAUUAUAUAUGAUAGAUGAUAAUUGUUGUAUAAAAUCAGUGUUGUAUAUAUUUGAAAUUAAGCUUUUCUGGCCACAUUACUGGUCUUAUAAGUAUAUGGUGUUGUCCCUGUGUAAAUGUCGUUUAGACAGACUGUAAACCAGAAUUACCUGUCUGGUGUACAAUUCUCCAGGACCUGUAUUGUCUAGCUACUUGAGCUAGUAUUCUAAAAGGUACAUGUAUUUUCAUAUUUUCUGUGAAACCUAUAAACAUAAUGACUACUGUUUCAUAUAACUUUGACGUUAUCCUUCCAGUGUGUUAUAUACAGUCUUUGUUGGUGAUGAAGCAGACAAGACUUAAAAGAAUGCAAUGCCAAAAGAAUUAAGCGCUGUCAAAAUAAAUACCAAAUUUUCUUUCUUCACACUUUGCCCGAAACGUUCUUCACGAUGACAUCAUGGCACCUCCUUCAAUGUCCUCAGACUGUCAACAUAAAACUCCCUCUUGCAAAGUAAACCUCCGAAGUCAUCAGUUUCUCACCUGUACGUGUAGAGCAUGGCCUUACAUUUCCUGCAGGGUGUCGAGAUCGUGUAAGCAUUUAUAUUAGUACACUAAAGUGGUCAUGUUAUGAUAGUUUAUAAAUAUAAUAUCCUAGACAUGAUUUGUCCUCUGAACCUUGGGAGCUUGAUGGCUAUGGAACUGGAGUUCGGCAAUAUGAUCAUUUGGUUUUCAAUCUUAAUGUCAUUUUUUAGUUGUCCAGGAUGUCUGCCAGAGUAUUAAAGCUACAUGUACAGUAUUGGCAUAUUUACUUGGCAACUAAGAAAUGGAAAAAGGUUGCAUUGUGUCAUCAUGUUUAUUAUAUUUUAUGUAGUGCUUCAUCAAAUCUUGCUAUAUUGAUGUAUGAUUUUUAUGUAGAAGUGUCAAAAAUAUCGGUAAAUUCUUGAAAAAAAUAAGCAUAGAUAAUAAAACUCAUGUCACUCGUACACGUCA
Lineus longissimus is the source of this 3725-nucleotide messenger RNA. RefSeq names its product aryl hydrocarbon receptor nuclear translocator homolog. Lineage: Eukaryota; Metazoa; Nemertea; Pilidiophora; Heteronemertea; Lineidae. Gene Ontology annotation, molecular function: DNA-binding transcription factor activity, RNA polymerase II-specific; RNA polymerase II cis-regulatory region sequence-specific DNA binding; protein dimerization activity. Gene Ontology annotation, cellular component: transcription regulator complex; cytoplasm; aryl hydrocarbon receptor complex. The record is from RefSeq and is a predicted model, not a curated record. The transcript is spliced from 16 exons. The coding region runs from base 346 to 2388 and encodes 680 amino acids. Gene Ontology annotation, biological process: regulation of transcription by RNA polymerase II.